GCGCUUUCUGAUUGGGUGAGGGAUUCCGGUUUGUCCCGCCUCCUUUUUAGCAAAGCGCGCGCAGCGACGGUUGUAAUCAGUUUUAUUUUUUCCGUUGGGGUGUACGUUCGGGGGCGGGGGAGGUAAGUCGGCUGUUUCAGGGCAAAGCCGGUAUGGGCGGGAGGGUAGCUGCCGUGAGGCUCCCCGUUUUCAUAAAUAAAGAAAGGCCUCGCUGGCCUCUAGUUCCUUCUGACAUGCCUUGCAUUCCCCUCCUCCCGGGCUUAGGCCUUCCACUGUAUUGCGCUGCUCGACGGUGGCUUCCCUCAGACUCUCCUGGAAAUGUCUUGCUCAGACUUCGCACACCGCAUCGAUGAGUGACAAGUGCUUCUUUCUUGUUUUUUUCGGCGGGGGGCGGCGGCGGGAAACUCAUCAGGAAGUUUGCUUGUUUGUUGCGGGCCCAGUCGCAGUGCGAGGCAGUGGCAAAAUGUAAAAUGUGAUUAAUCAACUCAAACAGACAAUGAUCUGGUUUAGAAAUGGCCACAGUUUUAUUGAUUACGGAUACAGGUGGAUUUUUGGCUCGGGCAUUGGGUGCAUGUACAUCCGUUCCAGCCCCCCGGACAAAUAAUACUAAUUAAUUUUAAAUAGGUAAAGGGACUCCGUUCCCCCAGAGUUCCUGCUCAAAAGAACUCCUGUAGGUGACCCUUUACUUUUUGAUCCAGAGUACUUCUUACUUGUUUUGCUGGAACUUACUAACUUAAAACAUCAAACAUUUAAAACUUCCCUAUAAAAGACUGCCUUCAGAUGUCUUCUAAAAGUCAGAGUUUAUUUCCUUGACAUCCUACGGGAGGGCAUUUCACAGGGUGCGCUCGACUAUUAUUAUUAUUAUUUAUUACUUACACCCCGCCCAUCUGGUUGGGUUUCCCCAGCCACUGGGCGGCUUCCAACAGGAGAUUAAAAAUACAUUAAAAUAUCAGUCAUUUAAAAACUUUCCUAAACAAAGCUGCCUUCAGAUGACUACAGUCAUACCUUGGGUUGCAUAUGCCAUACGCUGUGGGUUGUGUACUUUUGGGUUGCGUACUCGGUGGACCCGGAAGUAUUUACUUCCGGGUUCUGCCGCAUGCGCUGAAGCGUUCUGUGCAUGUACCCAGAAGUGCUCUAUUGGUGCUUUGCACAUAUGCUAAAGCGCCGCUCGGGUUGAGUACUUUUCAGGGUGCGAACGGCACCCUGGAACGGAUUGGGUACUCGGCCCGAGGUACCACUGUACUGAGAAGGCCUGGAACAAUCCUAGAAAAAAUGUUCCCUUAGGAAAAUACAAUAAUACCUCUGAGAACAAUUCCCGCUUGUCUAGCGUCCAUUCCGGCAAAUGGGUUACUUCCGAGUUUGCUGCAUGUGCAGAAGCGUAAACUGCUCCGCGUGUGUGUGCAGAGAUGCGGCACUUUGCCUUGCGUCCUUUUUGGCUAGCGGCCGGGGCUCUGGAACGGAUCCCGGCCACAAAACAAGGUACGACUGUAGCCUAGAAUCACUGUUUUUCUGUGGUGCAAAUGACCAAAAUUGGUGAUUAGUGCACCUUUAAGACUGUUUGCUCUCUUGGAGCUGCUUUUAGUCUAAGAAAUGGUUAUUUUUCCUCCUCCUACCUUGGCAGAUCAUUGUGUUGUUUGCUUAUGGUGCACACAAAGAGAGUAGCAGAUUAUUAUUAUUAUUUACAAGUACCGGUACGCAGCUGACUGGGAUGCUCACUUAGAACCAAUAGGUCUUUUGAUGGAUAAUAAAUUAAUACAUUAUUUAUACGUUGCCUUUCUACAUUGAGUUUGCUCAAAGCAGCUUACAAGAAAAAUCCACUUACUAUCAAAUACAAAACACAGGUUGAGGUCGGUGGAGAAAGAAGUUUACAGAAUAAAUUCAAAGAAAAUGAAAUCAAUAAUUCAGCAAGCAUAGGAAAAAAAACAAGAAGAAAGUUACAGUAAUAUACAAUAAAGUUCCAGCUGCUGGUGCUGCUCUUUUUGUCUGCCAAGGAGCCUUAGCAGCCUGGCUUAAGUACAGUUCAAAUAGAAAGAUUGACUUGCUAGGUUAGAUAAUUUGCAGCUGGCUUUCUUGUUUCUCUUCCAGAGAAGACAAACAGCAGAAAAAAAAGAGAGAUGCUGAGGAGGGCAAUGACAGUAAGUAAUUUUCACCAGCCUCCUGGAUGUUCCAACUGCUGAUUUAGCUAGAGUUUGCUUGCCAAGACUUGAAAGGAAGGGAUCUAGCCGUGAAACAGCAAGCUGGAAUCUUCCUGUCUUGUGGUUCAAAUAUAGGAAGAGCUUCAGUUUUCAGACUGGGGCACCUACUAGUGGACAGCAUGAAGCCUACCAUGGACUGAAGCAAUAACAGCACAAGGAAUGUUCCAAGGGAAAUAAGUACCUUUUCAAUCAGGUAAUUUGCUUUCCACCAGCGAACACCAGAAGUAGUGCUCUAUACAGAGAUGUCAACAAGAAAGCUGUCAGGAGUGUUUCAUCCAUUCGUAGCACGUUUCCUGGGAAAAGCAGGAAUGUGUGACUGCUUUUGUUCACUGACUAGGUAACUGGAAUUAACCACAUUUCUUGAGAUUACCAUAUAAUUUAAUAUUAUUUCCUGUGUGAGACACCAUAUCGGUUCUGCAAAAUGUAGCCCACAUUGGAGAUAAGAAUGAUCCCUUAUUUACAUCAAUUCUAUGAAUGACGAGCUGUACUGAACACACACAGCCCUGUGUGUGUAAGGUUAUCUCCCCCUUGGACUACUGUGACAUGCUAUAUGUGGGGCUAUCUUUGAAGGUGACACUGAAACUAUAACUAAUCCAGAAUGCAGCAUCUAAAUUGGUGACUGGAGCAGCCACCAGGACCAUAUAACUCUGGUUCUGAAAGACCUACAUUUUACGCAUAUGUCCCAGAGUUUGAGAAAUAAUAUCUUGGCCAUAACCAGAGAAUUGACCUGUGGGAUUUAAAUUUAGUUCCCCAACUCUGACUCCAUCAGCACUGCACUAGUUCUUACUAUAUUUAUAAUAAAGUUCUGUCAAUUGGGUAAUGUUUAAACAUUAGACCAUUAUAAAAUACUUUAGCCUUGACUUUUACAGGCCUAUAUUUUAGCUCAUAAUAUCAAUCUCAACAUGUUGUACCUGGCAGUUUGAAACACUGCCCUUGCAUUAAACUUGUGUUGCCUAUAUGAUCUGUUGGCCAGCAUGAACUGGUUUCAUGUACUCUGUACUCUCUUACUGCUUCUUGCUUGCUAUGGCGUUUUACAUAAAUAUUUUUCCUUAAAGUUCUUUUAUCAGGUGCCUGGGCAUUGCAACAUCAACAAAGGUUACAGGGCUGGGAAUACAUAUGAAGUGGAAAGAACAGUGUGCAAUUUAAAUUAGUUUAUGAUUGUAGGGAGAUUGUUCUAACCAAUUUUAUGAGAAACAAAUAACCUUUUUAGCAACGGGAAAUACUUUUGAAGCAAUAUUAAUAAAAACACAUUGGCUAUAGCAUCCUUAGACUAUUGCCUUGUACUGUAUUUCAAAAAGUAAGUAUAGUUGUCUCUUGGUACGUAGAAAGAGGAGUGGGAUGAUGUGUUCAGAGUGAUUUAAUGGCUGGAUAUUUUAUAGUUUCUUGUUUGCUGUUCUCCAUUUUCUUAUGUAGGUUACAUUAUGUUGGCAGUUUCCACUGACAAAUAUUGGGGUGCAGUUUUAUAUGUCAGUAACUUCUGUGACAAAAGUGAAAUUGCCUUUUUGAAAAAGGUUUAACAGUGUGAUCUUGUGAAUUGAUCUGCGUUAAGCUGCAGUGACUACUGAAUUGUAUUCAACUUUCUGUGAGGAGAUCAAAAAUCUGGAAUACGUAUCGGAGAUCUUGGGCUCCUGAUUUCAAGUGGAAGCAUUCAUGAUUGUGCAUGUUUCGCCAACACUUCAAAAAAAAAUGCCAGAUGGGAGCAGAAGCUGAUGUCCAAAGUGCCAAGUAGCAGUGAACAUCCAGAUUUGAAUAAUAUGAAAAUCAUAAUAUUUCAGCACAGAAACAGGACUGGAAAAUUUCAUUGAUGUUGUCAUCUCCUUGUCUUCAAGAAUCUUAAUAAACCUGCAUAUUUAACUAAAAGUUAACAAACACAGCUAAGUUUUAGAGACAAUAGUAGCAUAUCCCUUAAGAAGUCUGAUGCUGUUGAAGCAUGUUUCCCGGGCUCACUGUGACUCAUCCCAUAAAAGUCACAUGGGUAGAAAUGGCUGUUGGACACAAUAGUGUUCUGGGCUCUUUAAAACACAAACAGUGUGUUUCAGUUGUAUGAUACAUCUCAGUUUGUAAUGUUUUAUUAGGGAUACUUAACCACCUUCCCAAAUUGGUAGGAUGGAUUUUUUAUUUGGGUAAUUUGUAUGAAAUACUAAUAUUGCUACCCUUUAAUGAAUUAUUUGAAAAAUGAAGAGUGAUUAUAAGUCAUUUUAAGCACCGUGUGUUAAAUGAACUAUUAUAUUUAUUAAAAAUUUCUUCAUAAUCAAAAAACUGAAAGAACAGCAUGUCCGCAGCACCUCAAAUUCAUAUUUUCUUUGGUGCACCUAGCCUCCCAGCCUCAUUAAAGACUUCUAAAGAAGAGAGGUUUUCAGCAUCUACUGCUGAAAAAUGGCAGAAACUCUACUUUUCAUUUCCUAAGGACACUUUUAAACUUUGUACUAGAAAAUGUAUGUGUCUUGAACAUGUGGAUCAUCGGACACCGAAUGAUACAGAAUUGACUGCUCAGUCGAAAAAUCAAUUCCCAACAGAUGGUGGAAAAGAAUAUGGGUUGACUGAUGGUUUUUUGACAGACUUUAGAGCUGGGGCUGGAAGAGUAAAAUUACUCGGCAAUGGAGCUAAGCAUCUUCCAUAUCAGCAGCUUCUCACUGAUACAAAAACAGGUGAACCAAGCAAUCAAUCUGAAGAUGCCAAAGGAGGUACCAGUAAGAUGCACAACAACCUUACUAUUCCUCCCUUGGCUUCUAGUACCGAAAAGUUUAGCAGAGGUCUAGAGUCUAUAGGACAGGAUGAUAAACCAUCAGAUGUUCAGUGUGCUCAUUACCAGCUCUUGAAUCAAUACUUGGAAGGAUGUUUCCCACAAGUAAUGAAAGAAUCUGGAAAACCACUAAAUAUGUAUUCAAAUCUUCCAGUUUCAACAGACACUGAAUUCCUUAGUAUUCUGACUUCAAGCCAAGUUGCUCUGCUUUCAGGAGGGCAUGCUGUAGGACAAAAUGAAACACAAAACAAAUGUACAAAGGCGAGUGGAACAGAAUUGGAUGGACUUUGUAGGGAAGAUGAAGCAUCCACAGAACUGCAUAUUCAGUUAAAUGAAAAUGGUGGUUUGUGUGCAAAUAUCACUGAUACAGAUAGCUCUCUUGAACUGUUUGACUUUGAUAGUACCGUGAAAAGCAACUCGUAUUUGAGAGAAAAUAGCUUUCAAGAAAAUGCUGAUAUGCCUACUGACCAUUUGUGUUCAUCUGAUGAUCAACCUAAGAAAGAAGUACAUUAUAUUGAACCACGGAAGAAAGGAAUAUUGUGUUCUCAAGUCAGCCACUCUGGUAAAAGAUCUCAAACAUCUGAAGAUAUUUCACCAGCAACUUACAUUACACUCGGAGACCAACGGCAAUCAAAGAAAGCCAAAUUGAUUUGUUCUCCAGUAUGUGCAGUUCCACAAAUAGAGCAACUGAGAAUUUCAGGGUUUAAGAAACUUUUGAAACACCCAUCCCUGCUUAAAGACUGUUUAUGCAAAGGUCAGAAGUACACCGUCUUAGUCACAGUUCUACAUCCUUGCCAUAUUAAAGAAAUACAAACAAAGCCAGGAUCUAAAUUGUCCUCAAGAGUCCCUCUAGCCACAGUCGUAGUUUUUGAUCAGUCUGAAGUACAACGAAAGAUUGCGCUGUGGAGAGCAGCAGCAUUUUGGUCACUUACAAUGUUUCCUGGCGAUAUCGUACUGUUCACAGGUAAGGGGUAAAAUGGCACUUAUCAGUUCAUUUAUGACAUUUUCCAUAGGCAGUAUUCUAGACAGUGAACUGGUAUAUAUACCUUUCUGCUGAGUCUCGGGUACAAUGUAAAGUGUCUCUGAAACACAUUCCCUAUUGUAAGCACAUUUAUAAAAAUUACACCACAACUAAAGAGAUGUGGUAGAGGAGUCGCUCUCCAGUCCCACCCUACAAUUAAUGUUUCCUAACUAUUUGGAACAUCCAAGAAACCUCUAUCGAACAUUAUCAUGACACUGCAUAAUCUGUUCUCCUCUGCUCCCCACAAAGCCAGUAUUUUUAAUACUGCUUUAACUCAAGGCAGCAACUAAAUUGGAGCACAAUUAAAUAAGAGAUUGUUCUUUUCUCAACAUGCAUCUGCUCAGAUUGGAUGAUCAGAAACAACCUUUGCACUCGCUUCUCCUUCUUCCCUUGCAUGUGGCAUCACUGUCAGUUUGCAGCUUAACAAUAAGCAUGAUUUGCUGUAGCACUGGAAUUGAAAAGCAUUUAUUAGUGUUUGCCCUCCAAAGUCAGGGUUUGAAGUGAGUUUCUGAUUUUUGUUUGGAGGUCAAGUGCUAAUCAGUGUUUGCCACAAUGAUGGAGGAGAAAGAAAACAGUUGGUGGCUCAAUUCAUAAAAACAUGGAUUGGAGGCUUGGCAAAACUCUUAUGCUAUCUCUGAAGACUCAACUUUGAAAAAUUAUUCUUUUUUCCCAUCAGAACUGUAUUUACUGUCACCCUAGCAGAGACAGGCAGUUGUGAAGGGUUCUCCACAACGUGUUUUGAAGCCAAAAUUUGGAUUGAAAGCUGGACUUUUAAUAUUGCCAUAUCUUUGCCCAAUUCAGACAGACUAAAUAUCUAAAAUGUCAUGCAAAGCUUGAACAACUUGGUGGCGCUAAGUUUUUGAACAGGGACUAGUCCAGCUUGUAGAUUUGAAGUGGGAUAUGUCUGUGUGUGUCCCCCACCCUGUGACCC
Molecule: messenger RNA, 6890 nt
Organism: Zootoca vivipara (common lizard)
Lineage: Eukaryota; Metazoa; Chordata; Lepidosauria; Squamata; Lacertidae
Source: RefSeq, a predicted model, not a curated record